This is a messenger RNA of Anisakis simplex (herring worm), 507 nucleotides long. The record is from the annotation of a GenBank genome assembly. Lineage: Eukaryota; Metazoa; Nematoda; Chromadorea; Rhabditida; Anisakidae.
AUGGCGUUACGGUUGCUCUCUAAGCAUCGUAUACUUUUGUCUCAAUCGAGUCGUUUCUAUGCGGCUGGAGCAGAUUUUCUUAAGGAUGUACCUCUGAUGAAUCGUGAUGGUAAAGUAAAUGUUGAGGAUCUUAAAAAUAAGGCAAUAAUUUUGUAUUUCUCGGCGGGAUGGUGCCCGCAUUGUCGGCUGUUCUCACCGAAACUUAAGAAAUGGUAUGAGAGUGCAGCCAAGAAAGAGGGUAUUGAAGUGAUAUGGAUUUCGCGUGAUAAGGAAGCAGAGCAUUUGGUCGAAUAUCACGAAAAAGCUUUACCGAACAUACCGUACAUUCCCUUUGGUGAUAAACAUAUCAAAGAAUUUCUUGAGGAUUAUGACGUGAAAACAAUCCCGCAAGCAAGACUCGUGAACAGUGAAGGCAGAGUAGUUGAGCCAGAGGCUAGAAACAGAAUACAGGAGGAAGGAAAAGAAGAUCCACAAAAGUUGGCUAGAAAGUUCGUUGAAAUGGUUUAG